UCGAUUUCCAGCCACGACAACCAGUGAUUGAAACCGUGUUUUUUUCGUUGCGCGGUGAAAGGUUGCGUUUGUCCGCACUUUUCCCGGCGGUUUAACGGGGGUAAGAGUAAGCAGUUCGCCCGCAACAUAUAUAGAGCAGUUAACACAAAACUGGGCUCUGUUGCGUUGCGUUCCGCCGUAACCAAAGCGGAACAUACCUCAAUCCAUCUUGUGAUUAUUGCCUCUGCUUUCUGGCCAGGAAAAGACUGUUGGAUUGGUUUCGAGCAGACGGACUUCUUCUCAACGGGUUAGUUUAUGCUGGUGUGAUCUAAAAAAGUUUCCAUCUACUAUUUAUUUACAUAUACAUAUAUGCGCGAAGGUCAGAUUUUAUAUGUAUGGAAAACGACGAAUUCCAUCUUGCUGGUUGACUGUUAAAGUUAUUUUCCAGACGCAGAGUAAACAAACACGGUUUGCAAGCAGCUUUGCGAAGAAAGACUUGUCUGUCUGUCCGUGAAAGUUUCCACUUACAGACAUUCUUCAAUUGUUGGGUUUGUUUUGAAGCCAAAGGAACGGGGGUUGUUUCUUCUUGAUGCACUGAAUGAAGAAGAACGUCCCAUGUGCGGCUUUCACUCUUUCUGACAGAAACAGCCCUCCAGCCCUAAGGAAGUUUCUCCGUGGUGCAUCUUUUCUUCCGGUGCGAUCAUUCCUUCACCACCCAGUUUUAAGUUUACAAGCCGACUGAUUGGAAGUCUCUUGUCCUGAGGCGUGACUCAUUCUGAGCAAGUCAAAAUGGCUAACAACACUGCAGACCACCCACAGGGGAACUCAGUCGCUGAGGUCAACCACGAUGGGGACUUUGGCUGCACGAUGGUGCAGCUCCGUGAUCUGAUGGAGCUCCGAAGUAGUGAGGCAGUUGGCAAGAUUGCAGAAUGCUACGGCGACGUGCAAGGGAUUUGCCGCAGGCUCAAGACUUCGCCAAUUGAGGGACUCUCUGAAAACACUACUGACUUGGAAAAACGCCAUGCAGCAUUCGGUAAAAAUUUCAUCCCACCCAAGAAGCCCAAGACCUUUCUGCAGCUGGUAUGGGAAGCGCUACAGGAUGUCACCCUCAUUAUUCUGGAGGUGGCAGCCAUUAUUUCCCUGGGCCUGUCCUUCUACCACCCAACAGGGAAAAGCAGCGACUACUGUGGCCAAGUAUCUGGAGGUGUGGAGGAUGAGGGUGAGGCUCAGGCAGGCUGGAUUGAAGGGGCUGCCAUCUUGUUCUCGGUCAUUAUCGUGGUGCUGGUGACCGCCUUCAAUGACUGGAGUAAAGAAAAGCAGUUCCGAGGGCUGCAGAGCCGCAUCGAGCAGGAACAGAAGUUCACAGUCAUCCGUCAGGGUCAGGUCAUCCAGAUCCCAGUUGCUGAAAUCGUCGUUGGAGAUAUCGCACAAAUCAAAUACGGUGACCUUCUCCCAGCUGAUGGUAUCUUGAUCCAGGGUAAUGACCUAAAGAUUGAUGAAAGCUCUCUGACUGGGGAGUCUGACCAUGUCCGCAAAUCUCUGGAGAAGGACCCCAUGCUCCUUUCUGGAACUCAUGUGAUGGAGGGAUCUGGCAGAAUGGUGGUCUCUGCUGUGGGCAUGAACUCUCAGACUGGAAUUAUUGUCACCCUCUUGGGUGCCACCGGUGAGGAUGAGGAGAAGAAGGUGAAGAAAGGUAAAAAACAAGGACCCCCUGAAAAUCGCAACAAAGCUAAGACCCAGGAUGGCAUUGCCCUGGAGAUCCAACCACUGAAAAGUGAGGAAGGAGCAGAGUCAGAAGAAAAGGAGAAAAAGAAGGUGAACGUCACCAAGAAGGAGAAGUCGGUCCUGCAGGGCAAGCUGACCAGGCUAGCAGUACAGAUUGGAAAAGCAGGUCUCUUCAUGUCUGCGGUGACAGUCAUCAUCCUGAUCCUGUACUUUGUUAUUAAUACGUUCGGCGUGCAGGGGCGUGAGUGGACAGCUGAGUGCACGCCAAUCUACAUCCAGUACUUUGUAAAGUUUUUUAUUAUUGGUGUGACAGUGCUGGUGGUGGCAGUGCCGGAGGGACUCCCUCUUGCGGUCACCAUCUCCUUGGCCUAUUCUGUAAAGAAAAUGAUGAAGGACAACAACCUCGUGAGGCACCUGGAUGCUUGUGAAACCAUGGGUAAUGCCACCGCCAUCUGUUCUGAUAAAACUGGAACGCUUACAAUGAAUCGCAUGAAAGUGGUGCAGGCUUAUAUUGGUGACAAACACUAUAAGAAUGUUCCAGAACCUGAGGUCAUUAAUCGAGAGACUCUGGAGAUAUUAGUCAACAGCAUCUCCAUAAAUUCAGCAUACACUACCAAGAUCCUGCCGCCAGAGAAGGAGGGAGGUCUGCCAAAGCAUGUGGGCAAUAAGACUGAGUGUUCCCUUCUGGGUUUGGUGCUGGACCUGAAGAGAGACUAUCAGCCUGUUCGGGAUGAGAUUCCUGAGGAGAAACUUUAUAAGGUUUACACGUUCAACUCCUCCCGGAAGAGCAUGAGCACUGUGUUGAAGAAUGCAACUGGUCCUGGGUUCCGAAUGUACAGCAAGGGUGCCUCUGAAAUUGUCCUGCGCAAGUGUUCCCAUAUUCUUGAUGCCUCAGGCAAGCUGCGUGCUUUCAAGGCCAAGGAUCGGAAUGACAUGGUGCACAAAGUGAUCGAGCCAAUGGCAUGUGAAGGGUUAAGGACCAUUUGCGUAGCCAUGCGAGACUUUACAACAGAGCCAGAUUGGGACAACGAAGCUGAGAUUCUGAAUGACCUGACCUGCAUCUGCGUUGUGGGCAUUGAAGACCCUGUCCGCCAUGAGGUUCCUGAGGCAAUCGCAAAAUGCCAGCGAGCAGGCAUUACCGUCCGUAUGGUCACUGGAGACAACAUAAACACAGCCCGUGCCAUCGCCACCAAGUGUGGAAUCCUGCAGCCUGGAGAGGACUUCUUGUGUCUGGAGGGCAAAGACUUCAACCAGCAGAUUCGUAAUGACAAAGGAGAAGUGGAGCAAGAGCGUCUUGACAAGAUUUGGCCCAAUCUGCGUGUUCUGGCCCGUUCCUCCCCAACAGACAAACACACUCUUGUCAAAGGCAUCAUUGACAGCACAGUUGGAGAGACGAGACAGGUGGUGGCUGUGACUGGAGAUGGAACCAACGACGGUCCUGCUCUUAAAAAAGCAGAUGUUGGUUUCGCUAUGGGAAUUGCUGGCACAGAUGUUGCAAAGGAGGCCUCUGACAUCAUCCUUACCGAUGACAACUUCACCAGUAUUGUCAAAGCUGUGAUGUGGGGACGUAACGUCUAUGACAGCAUCUCCAAAUUUCUGCAGUUUCAACUGACUGUCAAUGUAGUGGCUGUAAUUGUUGCCUUCACUGGGGCAUGCAUCACACAGGACUCUCCUCUUAAAGCCGUUCAGAUGUUGUGGGUAAAUCUAAUUAUGGACACUCUGGCUUCUUUGGCUCUGGCAACAGAACCUCCGACAGAAUCACUCCUACUGCGAAAACCUUACGGACGGAACAAACCACUAAUUUCUAGGACUAUGAUGAAGAACAUCUUAGGUCAUGCCGUUUACCAACUUGUCAUCACAUUUACUCUUCUCUUUGCUGGUGAGAAGUUGUUCAACAUUGAUAGCGGCCGUAACACCCCACUCCACUCCCCGCCAUCUGAGCACUACACCAUCAUCUUCAACGUCUUCGUUAUGAUGCAGCUCUUCAAUGAGAUCAAUGCCCGCAAGAUCCACGGCGAGAGAAACGUGUUUGAGGGAAUCUAUCGGAACCCCAUAUUCUGCAGUGUUGUUCUGGGAACCUUUGCUCUGCAGAUUGUUAUUGUGCAGUUUGGAGGGAAGCCAUUCUCCUGCAUAGCCCUCACCAUUGAUCAGUGGCUCUGGUGUGUGUUCAUAGGGGUUGGCGAGCUGCUCUGGGGUCAGCUUAUAUCUGCCAUUCCCACACACCACCUCAAGUUCCUGAAGGAGGCCGGUCAUGGCAUCCCCAAGGGUGAGUUUCCAGAGGAGGAGCUAACAGAGGGUUCUGAUGAGAUUGACCAUGCUGAGAUGGAGCUGCGAAGGGGACAGAUUCUGUGGUUCAGAGGACUUAAUCGCAUCCAGACCCAGAUGGAUGUGGUUUAUACAUUCCAGACGGGCCAAACCGCGGUGCCUGGGGCCCUGCGUCGCCAGCCCUCCGUGGUCAGCCAGCACAAUGAUGCAAAAACUGUUUCUAGCCCCACCCAUAUUAAGGUGGUGAAUGCAUUCCGUAGCUCCCUGUACGAGGGCCUAGAGAAGCCAGAAUCCAGAAGCUCCAUCCAUAACUUCAUGUCCCACCCUGAGUUUUUACACCUCUCAGAGGAGGAACCCCGUGUCUUCCCGAUCGAUGUGAACUCUGUAAAGGUUGUGCCCAUCUCCUCCUCUUCCGGCACUGGGGUUGGCUCCGUCUGACCACCCUUCAUUCUCAAGUCCAGAUGUCAUUGCCCUAAAACCUUUCUUUACCUCUGCACCGGACACCACAACUUCUCCGGUGGACUGCCCUGCUGAUGCACAUCUGAGAGACAGCACCUCCAGUGGCCGAUGAGGCAACCACAAUACUUUUCCUCUCUUUCCGGGCAUCCUUCAUCUUCCUUGCCUCCCCUGCCGCUUUGCCCCUCUCGACUUGCACUGUGUUGGAGGCAGCGGUGCUCUGUAAGUACAUGUGGCUGUGCUGCAGCCCAUGUGAUGUGUGGCCUAACUCACACACUAGAGGGUGAUGCUGUGGCAAAUAUUUUCUCAUUUUUAUAAUGUCAUGUCUCUGGUCUUGUGUAAUGCUGUAGUUGUUUUUGUUUUUUGUUCCAGGUCUCUCAUUUACAUAUUUUGGGUUAUUGCUGAUACAGCCACAUGUGUUCAUGAUGAAGUGCAUGUUCUGUUGAGAUAUUCAUUUAGAUUUUUUAUUAUUAUUAUUUGUAAUGGUUUAAAAAAACAUGGCAGUGAAGAUACCCAUGUUAAAUGGUUUUAUGUUCUAUUGGACAGAUUUAAGUAGUUCAGACACACUACAUUCUUGUCAUUGUUUCAGACAUUGUCACAUAAGAUGCUGUUAGGUUAAUUCGGGGUGUUCUGUCACUUUAUAUGUACAGAUAUGGCUGCUAUAGUUAAAGUUAGCAGUAUAAAAGAUGCUAUAACCUAUUUGAUUGCCAUGAGUUCUGAAUACCUGAUUGGCUCUUCAGGGGGCAGGGAGGGUCAUCCUACAUCAUCUCGUCAAAUCAAAUCCAACGGGCAUCUCUAGUCUCUUGUUAGUUCAUUUAAUGCUUAUCUGCCUUAAAACAAAGUUCCAGUGAAUGCCCGGCUUAUUGACCAAGUACUUUAUCAAAGGUACAGGACAUCACCAUUGCGUGCAUGUAUCUGUCUUUAUCUGUGUCUGGUUUUAUGGGAAUGGGAAUUGUAAUACUUAUCUUUAUGGGCUAACAACUAAUGAAUAUAAUUUUUCUUUUCUUUUUACAUCUUUCAGAGAAAAAAAGAAAUAGAAGUUAUUCUAAUGUAUUUGUGUACUUUAAAACAAAACCUAUCGAGUCUUUUUCACUUGUUUAUCAGCUGUGCAGUUGGGUGUUCUGUUUGUUAUCUAACAUCAGGCUGGGCUCCACACGGGCUCCAACAGGUUGGUCAGUUACGCAGAUGGCACCAGUAGCUCCAAAAUCCCAUCCCUAAAAAUAGCCUAGAUGUGCAAGGCACGGAGUUUGCAUGCAUUUCCUAUUAAAAAAGAAAGACAAAGAAAAAACAAUAACACACCUUUGAUGCAGUAUGGAGCCUCUGUUGGAACCUUUGAGCACUCUGUUCGGCCCAGAGUGUGGCCUCAAUGGCAUGUGCUUUUGAUUAGCAGAACCAUACUACUGCCAUAGCCCAACGUUCCGCUCAUACCAAUCUAGUUUAAAUAGAUUCCUCAAGUAACACCUUUUCUACUUGCACAGAGCCAUAUUUUAUAGAUUAUUCUUUUAUAUCCCAUUGUUUUUGCAAUUUAUUUUGUAUCUCCAACCAAAUUCUAGAACACAGAGUCACUGCCCAAAGAAAAAACCUAGAUGUACCACUUUAAUGUUUACGUAAGGGUUCCACAGCAGUUGGCUAUUGCUGCGCUUCCCCCUACUUGCAGUUUUUAUUAUUUUGCUUAAGUGGAACAUGGUGUGUUAUUGUGAGGAAGCAUGCAUGAAUUUCAUAUAAAUAUCAAUGUUUUGUUCCUUUUUUACAAUUGUUCUGUAUUUUUAUAUUAAGUACUUUUUAAUAUUUUGGAAAAAUAUAAAUAUAGGUGUAUAGGCCAGAAAGUUUGGUAACAUGACAAAUUAGCAAAAUAAGCGGUUAGAGUGCAUAUUGCAGUUAUAUAUAAAUAUAUAUAAAUAAAUAUUUAUGCCAUGUUUGUAACCACAUGGGGUGUCAGAUUUGAUGUCCUAGCUGAGAACGUUAUGUGUUUACUGCAACUCAAGGGGCUGGUCAAGUUCUUAAGAAGAGUCAGCAUUUAUUGGCCUGUCAGCCAUAGAUAGAUGUCGUUAAGUGCUGGCCAUGGUAAAGUCUUUACAGUCUAUUGUUUGUCACCUAACUGAAUUCUCAUGAGGUUACACAGACUAAUACAUGAGACUACAAUGGGAAAUAUUAAUUCAAGCUGAAGAUCGAAGAUACAAAUAUACUGUCUUCAAACUCAACUAUAUUAAUACAACAUGGUAAUUUAUUUUCUGCGAGAGACGUAUGUAUAAUCCAUUGGAAAAUAGAAGGCUAUAUAAGAGGUGAAACCUGUUUCUCCCCUCAUAAUAGCUACAAAUAACUACAAUGUGUCAUGUUUCAUGAAAAUGCAAAGGAUGUAUCUGAAUUCUUGUGGACACAGUCAGUGGUUUUUAUUUAGAGCUUUUAAAGAUUUUGCCAAAGUUUUGUUUUGUACAAUCAGUUCUAACUUAUGUUAAAGAUUGUUAAACAUCCACAAUGUUUGAUUGUCAUUGAAUUUACCUAAUUGGACUGCAUCUAUAUUCAGGUCCCCUCACUUUUGUUCCUCAUUGUUUGGACAUACAGAAAUGUUCACUGCUGUACAUGAUGUGUACAUAAAAAAACAAAAGGGGGAUUGUUCAAAGCCAUUGUCUUUAUUUGAUUUUAUUCUAUUUUAUGUGUUGUUCCCAUCUUUCAUAGCUCUGUAGAACAAUUUGUGUUACUGCACAUGUUUUUCUCUUGCAUUGUUUAAACAGAGAAUUGCUUCAAGGUGUUGUGCAAUAACUCAGAAUUUUAACGCAUUACUACUCAAAGGAAGUUGUCUGAUAGAUCUUGUUUGGUUGGGAUGAGAGAUAUGAUACACCACAGCUGUAAAUAAAAGUUUGUGUUCUAAAACUGGAAAAUAACAGAUUAAGUUAUAACCACUUAUUUUGCAUAUAUCAUUUGGUGUUGAGUGAAUUCAAAAUUGUAUUUAAUUGCAAGGGGGAGUAAAAAACAUUCAAUGAAACAUAACAUUUCUGUAAUUCAUACGAAACACAGUAAUAUAAACUGGUGUUAUUUUUUGUAUAAACAAUAUCAUCUAUGUGGCAUGCAUUACUUAUAAACAAAUGGGUGAUUCAAAGCAAUAUGUCCAACCUGGUGCGAUUGGUAAUUAGUGUCCUGUGUAGCUUAAACCAUGCUGUACUUGGGGACACUGCUUUGGAAAAAAAAAGCGUAAUUGUUUAAUAUAUGUGUUCAGUGUACUGCAUGAUUACAUAUGGAAUGAGGCGUCCCCAAAAUGUUUACAUGUUUCCAGAAUGAAUGUGACACCCGAACACAUGCGGCACACACACACACACACACACACACUCACACACAUUCUUACUUUAUAGACUCUGCAAGGGAAACACGCACUGAUUUGAUGCUGUUUCAGGUUCAUACUAAAAUAAUGUUCUAUACCAAGGAGAUGAAAAAAUCAUCUAAUUUCUUGUGUAGACUUAAUGAGAGAGCACUGCUCCAUUAAAUUGCCUAAUUACUAGGAGUGGGAAUUGGGAAAUGACUACUAGAGUAUGUUCUUGAAAAUAUUCCAGACUUAUUUUACCAGUUCCGUUACUUUAUAGCCAGAAGCUGUGGCUGUUGAUUGAACUGUCUAAUUGCAGAGUGUAUGAGCUUUGAUGUUCCAUCACCUUAUUGUGUGGGUACCAUCUCCAUCCAGACAGCUCCCUCUCAUCCAUGCAUGAUCCAUCAAGGAUGAAAGGCUAGUGCAGCCCUUUUCUCACAAGUGGAAAAGCAGCUAGCUGAAGGAAUUGCAUUUCCAAGGUAGGCAAAGUCGUACUUGAGUCCCCAUCUCAAUUUCCUCAAAUGCACUGAUUCCCUUUAAUUCUGUUUAUGCUGUUUCGGUCCUCCCUUUCCUCUAAAUGAGGACAUUUAGAGAGAGAGCAUUGUUUCAAAAGUUAAGCAGUUGUUUACAUUAGCCAAUAACAUGUGCUGUCCUCUUUAUAAUCAAAUCCAAAAAUGCAGCCGUCAUUGACUUGGAUUAAUUUGUUGUUUUAAUUUCAUGCAUGUGAGAUGGAUUUGAGCCAAACAACAUUACCAUCUCUUCCUGUUUAUUUUUCCCAUACGUUUGUGUGUUUUCUCUAGUAAAAUUAGGUUGUCUCUGUUAUUUGUAAUGGUUUAACUGAACAAGAUUGAUCUCUUUGAGGGACAAGGGCUUUGGAUAGUCUGUGUUUGGGAUGUGCACAGUUGGGGACAAAACCGUGGUUAUCUGUUUACCGUCACCGCCAUGGCAGAACUAUUUAGAGACAGAAAUGCAGUGUUUUGUGCUUUAUAAACAUGCUGUCUCUGUGAUCACAGAAGUGUCAAUGGACUACAUAGAAAACCUACACCACUGUGUCUGUUUUGACCCUAACCCUAACUUUGGUUCUUACUAAUCGAUUAAACUUUUAACAAGAAACUGCCUUUAAUGAUUGGUUUUUGAAAAAGUUUGGCGUCCUUAAUUGAUGAAAUUGUUCGAGGUUUUGACUUGUGAACCAUAAAGGCUGCAUACCGAUGCUUUCAGUCCCAGUUUCCUCUCCAUUUACAGUCCAGCUGUAUCUUAUAGAGAAAACUUGCUCACCUAUUGUAAUGUUGUUUUAAGGGCUAUAAGGUGACAGUAGGGAAUGCACUGUUACAAAAUCUGUUACGUCUUAUAAUGAGUAAAUUAUAUGUGAUCGAUGUUCUAUUGGAGAGUAGUGUGCCCCUAUUUGGUUUAUGUUUUCCAUCAUUAAAGGUGCACUCAGUAAUUUAAAAUAUAUAAUUAUAGUAAUUUUGAAACGCGUCUAAAAUCAUGAGCACUCACAUGAGGUGAAGACUCCGGUAAAAUCAUAAACCUUAUAAAAGCUUUUUAAAUCUACAUGGAGGGGGUCUCCUCAGGGGGGCAGCCAUGUUAGAUCACAUGACCAGCCAAAUACUACUCGCAUAAUCUCAGUAACUGCCCUGGUAUUGUACACUUUCACUCAUGGAUUACAUUAAUUAUGUCUGAUUGUGAAUAGUGAGUUUCUACAAUGGGAUCUGUAACUGAAAACUACUGUGUUUGAAUAAUGCUGCAGGUUUCAGUGCAAGUUCAAUACGAUUUAUUUAAAAAAAUUACAGAGUGCACCUUUAAAUUAUGAGUUAAUCAGUACUCCAUGGUGAAUUCAUUUGAAGUUGACUGUAUCAAACUUCAUAUUGCAGUGAUUGGAAGAAUCUCAAGCAUAGCUAAAUUACCAUGAGUAAUUUGAUUAAUUGUGCACUGGAGUGAAUAGUCAAACAUGUUUUGGAUUCCGUCAGCAACGUAUGUGUGUUUGAUGAGAAUGUGAUCUUGCUGUGACACUCUCUGCAGUCAGUGUGUGUGUUAAUUGGCAAAAAAAGUACACAUUUUGUUAAGCCCUUCCUGUAUUUAGCUUUUGUAAAGUCAUAAUCAUGCUGAAAUGUCAGUCCUGCUUGCUUCGAACUAUGCAACAGAUUCAUAGGAUUAAAAUAUGAUGAAUUAUUUAUUAUUCUUUCAGCUGUCAUAACAAUGCUCUCUCUCUCUCUGUCUUUCUCUAUGUGCUUGUUUUCUUUUUUCAAAGUGAAAUCAGUCAUACUCAUAUUUAAUUACUUAAUAAUCUAUGUAAUGUAUGUGUGUGAUGUGCACACAUUCAAGUUUUCUUUAAUUUUUUGUAAUAUAUGAUCAUGUGGAAUGCCUUGUUCUUUAUGUCCUGUUGUUUAAAUUUAACAGAACAAAAAUGAAAAAAAUUAUAAUCAAGCAAUUGAAGUCAAAGUUGUUAUAUAAUCUAUAUAGACACACAUAUAUAUAUACAAAUCUCUCUAUCUAUAUAUAUAUAAAUAAA
Molecule: messenger RNA, 10229 nt
Organism: Xyrauchen texanus (razorback sucker)
Lineage: Eukaryota; Metazoa; Chordata; Actinopteri; Cypriniformes; Catostomidae
Product: plasma membrane calcium-transporting ATPase 3-like
Exons: 22
Coding region: 769-4407 (1212 amino acids)
Biological process (GO): regulation of cytosolic calcium ion concentration; calcium ion transmembrane transport
Cellular component (GO): membrane; intracellular membrane-bounded organelle
Molecular function (GO): PDZ domain binding; ATP binding; P-type calcium transporter activity
Source: RefSeq, a predicted model, not a curated record